This is a messenger RNA of Aplysia californica (California sea hare), 3892 nucleotides long. Its product is annotated as RBPJ-interacting and tubulin-associated protein 1. Bases 228 to 905 code for a protein of 225 amino acids. Lineage: Eukaryota; Metazoa; Mollusca; Gastropoda; Aplysiida; Aplysiidae. Gene Ontology annotation, molecular function: tubulin binding. Gene Ontology annotation, cellular component: cytoplasm; nucleus. The transcript is spliced from 3 exons. Gene Ontology annotation, biological process: Notch signaling pathway; negative regulation of Notch signaling pathway; nuclear export. The record is from RefSeq and is a predicted model, not a curated record.
CUGCGCUGCAGGAGGAGAGGGAGAGCAUUAUUUACCGAAUAAUUCAACCCACAGAAUUCUACACUUAGAUCUAGUAUAGAACUCUGUGAUUCAACCUCAAAUCGAUCUUUGACGAGACAUAUGUAGUAGGCCUAGUAUAUUGCUUUUGGAAUAAGAAGCACACUACACCUAUAACCUGUGAGGCUUAUCAUCAGUAUUGAUUGAAGAAGCUGACACAGCGAUUGACCAUGGACAUGGGAGGUUUUACUGUUGUUGGGAGCAGACCUCCAUCUGCCCUUUCUAGUUCCAGGUCGUCUUCUGCUCUUGGGAAACACUAUGGAUACCAUACAAUGGCCAGGAAGUCGGCUGUUGAUGAAUCAUUGUUCGGAUCAUAUCAUCAUACAAAGCUGAGUGAGGAGAUCAAUUUCAAAGCUCCCUGGGAAGAGCCCAAGCCACCACCACCAAAAAACACAUUUGGAGUCACAAAGACGGUGAAAGUCCCACAGAAAAAGAAAAUGGGUCCACCUCUUCUGUGGUGUCCAACGCCCGGAACACAAACCUACACCAGGGAGAGUAAGAAAGGAAACUCGUCUCUCGACUGUUCCGGCUACAUGUGGAGCACUAGAGACCAGUACCGCCAUCUGAAGCACACACCGACCUACGUCGAUGAAUCUUUAUUUGGGAACGGUUUGGAAGAGCCGUCGUUUGAAGCGCCGUGGAAUGAAAGGAAGAAGGGGGAGAAGAAAAAACAGCGGCCGUACUUGUGGGAUCCAUCAGGAGAAGCAGAGAUCAACGGCCACAAUGGGAUUGAGAUUUCACUUUCUGGUAAAAAUGUCAGAAGUAGAAGCACUAAGCGGCCUGCCACAUCUCUUGGAAUAUCGCGUAACAAAGACCGUGGUGGACCAUUACCUGUCUGGAAGCCGUAAAGGUUUUCACUGAUCUACUGGGUUAUACAUUUUUAAAAUUAUAAUAUUGACUCAAUAACGGUCAUUUAGUGCUGGGGAAACAAGUGAGGUAGACAUAUGUAUUGACCAAAUGAGGGAUACUCAAAGAAGUUAAUCCUAUCAGUGCACUCUCCUCCAAUCUCCAGCCAGAUUUUCUGGAAUUUAACGUAGGUUGUUAUGAGAUGUUGUCAUUCUGAAGAUAUGUUGACUCAUUUUUUGCUACAACUUAAGUACUCUGUAGGCCCACUAUUCUGAGUGAAAUUCAGAUGUUGCAUUGGUUACAUACAUUUGCAACUACAACCACAAUAUAUAAUGCCAGAUUGACCCAAAAUUUGUCCAUGAAAGUAUUCAUUAUCAUGGAAUAUGGACAAAUUGAAGCUUUCAAAAGGUCAGUUGAAUUCAUCAACACUCCCUACCAGUUAUUUUCUAUGUCAGAAGUUGAAGCUUUCUUGUAUAAAUUAAUGAAUACUUUUAUGCUGUUGCUAUUACUGGUAAUGCUGUUGCUGUCAGUGGUAAUUUUUAAUUGCUAUAGUAUUAGUUUAGUAUAGUAGAUGUGGUGGCGGUAGUCUAGUGGUUAGUGUUGGGCUGCAGUACUUGCAGUGGAAAAGUGUGGGUUGAAAUGCAUUACAUGUAUAAUCAAGACUUAUAGUUGUGUCCAUAGGAAAGACUUCAUAUACAUUUUUCUCAUGUCACCCAAGUGAAAAUGGGUACCCUGCUAAGGCAGUGAAAGACUUUGCCUAUUUGUUAAGUUAGUUUUUUGGAUCUGUUUGAGUGCUUGUGUAAUUGUAAUGGCAGUGUAUGUUGAAUGCCUCCCAGGAAGCUGAAAAUGUUUCAAAACAAGUCCUGUUAGGGUAAAAGCUACCUUUCUAAGGUAUACAACUAUUAUAACCUACCUUUGAUUUUGAGCAGUGAUGUGCACUAUGUAAAUGUAGUCUAUUAAUGUUAUUUAUAGAUGUUGCUUAUAUAAUGUAGUUUCUCUUUGAAACUGUGAAUUUCUGAUCUCGACUACAUGAGCCAGUUUUCCUCCUUUUUUAUUGCCAUGCAGUGUCGGUCCAACUUUACUUCAGCAAACGGGCCAAGUUGCCCAGAUGGAAGGCUUCUAAUUCAGUGAAUCUUGGAUUCAAUGAACUCAGGUUUAAUAAAAGAACAAGCAUUCCCCAUUUAUUUGUUCACAAAAACCAAGGAAAUACCUCUUAUAUUAUAUUACAAACAUGUGAAUGAGCAAACUUGGAUUUAACAAAGUUGCUUACGGUGCUAUCAACCCCUUUAAUUGAUGAGGCUUCACAAACCUUUCUUCUGUAUUGAAACUUAAACCCUAUCUUCUUUGCCUAUUCUCUGCAUCGUGCAAGUAAGAUUCUGUAUGUGUCAAUUUCUUCUCUAUUGCUCCAACUGAUUUCAUUCAAUUUACUACAAGGUCAUUGUUGAUAAAACAGUGAGAAUCAAUUUUAUGAACUCUUUUUAAUGUAAACAUUAAAACAUCUUCAAGAUCGCAUAGGAGCUUUUUGGGGGGCGAGAGUAAGUAACGGAGCAUCAAUGGACAUGUCUGGAAUGCAGGGAUGUUGCUUCCUUAAACUAUGAACAAUAAUGUGUUAUCGUAAAAUGUAAUCACCCAAAAAAAGUAAGUCGUAACUCUGAGAUAGAGAAUUUAAGCACUGGGCCUUUUUAGUCGUACAUAUAUUAACAUACCUUUAAUUUAAAGAUUUACACAUUUAGAUUGUGUUUCUAAAUCAACAAUAUUAUUUUCAAAAUCUAUUUUUAUCUGUACAUUCCAAGUCAGGCUAGAACAAUAAGUUGUCUUGAUUAUAAAAAAUGUCUAACUGGAGUUUGGCUGUGAGAUACAUACAUAUCAUGUAUCAUGUAAGAAACGUUUAUUGGUUGCUUGCAUGUAUUAUGUUUGUUAUUUUAAAAAAAUCAUUUGAGAUGCAUUACUGAUCAUAACAUGCUCUCCCACUUGCUCAAUUCUGUUGUGUGUGAGAAAUGUUUCUUUGAUGAAUCUGAGGAGUCUAUGGCUGUGUCAGGAUUCUCUACAACUACGAGUGACUAAAUAUUGUACUAUUAUCCGUCAAAGUCGGUGCACCUUAAAUGUUCUUUAUUAAUUUUAAAAUUUACUUUGAACUUAAGAGCUUUCUUAAUUUGUCGUAUGCAGAGCUAUUUACUAUUAUGACUAUUAUGAUUGCUUCAACUUGAAGAAUUAUACUGGGUUUUUUUCUCUUCUAAAUUUGAACGUUUGUUGCAUCUCCGAUUCUGAUUUGUUUGUUUUUUUCUUUGGCACUGCCUGGCCUAGUUUGUUUCUUUACCCAUGUUUUCAGUUGUUUCCUACCCCAUGUUUUCAGUUGUUUCCUAACCCAUGUUUUCAGUUGUUUCCUAACCCAUGUUUUCAGUUGUUUCCUACCCCAUGUUUUCAGUUGUUUCCUAACCCAUGUUUUCAGUUGUUUCCUAACCCAUGUUUUCAGUUGUUUCCUAACCCAUGUUUUCAGUUGUUUCCUAACCCAUGUUUUCAGUUGUUUCCUACCCCAAUUACAACGCUUAAAAUACUUGCCUCUAUGUGGGAGUGGGAGGCCCCGUUGGGCAAUCUGCGAGCAAAGUAUGAAAUCCCUUGCCAGGCUUAGUUUUUUAAAGACUUCUAUAACGGACACCGCACUGGCUUACUGUUGAGAAAAGAAUUAUGUACAAAUUGGCCACUAUAUGUCACAAAUGCUAAAAUUGAUAAUGUGCCAUCAAGUUUAUCAAAUCAGUUGAAACUGUACACCCCAAACUCACAGUUUAUGCUCAUCAGCUGACAAAUUUUUUUUUUUUUAUACCAUCUAUUAAACUUAAUGGGUGAUAAAGCAUUUGUAUAGAGGGUCUCAAGACCUGGAAUGGUUUGCCCAGUAGUUUUAGUUUAAGAGAUGUGAUUUUUUAAAAAUUCAUUGAAUUGAAGUGUUAGCUUUUUAAGUUAUUUCUAUUAUAUUAAAAUUAAUGAAAAAAAA